Molecule: messenger RNA, 728 nt
Organism: Micropterus salmoides (largemouth bass)
Lineage: Eukaryota; Metazoa; Chordata; Actinopteri; Centrarchiformes; Centrarchidae
Exons: 6
Coding region: 1-633 (210 amino acids)
Source: RefSeq, a predicted model, not a curated record
AUGGGCUGCGAAGCUACAGGGGUCAGUAAAGUACUAGCGGAGUUCUUUUCGCCCUGCGCAGAGCCUUCCAGGCAGACAGUCCUUCUGGUGCUCCAGUCACCACCUCUGGAUGGAGCUGCUGGAGGUGUGGCAGGUGGAGCUGGGGCGGGGUUUGAUGUUCCACGACAGCACCUCUCACUCCACCCGCACGCUGACGUGACGGGACAAGAAUGCAGCUGUGCAGAGAGAGAGUGUAAUAAUUAUAGUGCAUCUUCCCUCCGCUCACAGUUGUUGACUGCUCUCCAAGCUCAUUACUGUGUCAAUAAGGAGUCAUCUGCCACAAAGUCUAACGCCGUCGACAGAAAAUGUCCAGUCCCUGUUCAGACGCCGCUGGCUGCGACCAGAACCCUCAGUCAGGGGAUAAGAAGUCUCAUGGCGGCUGCCACAAGGGCAAGGGCCAUGGAGGCAAGCAUGAUAAAGGAGGCGAUCACAAAGGAGGAGACCACGAACACGGGCACAAGAAGCAUGGCCAUGGGCAUGGUCAUGGUCAUGGUCAUGGUCAUGGUCACGGACCAGAACAAGGAAAAGAACACGCAGAUAAUUAGAAAGGUGAAUAGAGGCUGCAAACACACCAGACCACCAGACGUCCUGUGAAACCUGUCAAUGCACUCUAACAUUGAAACAUGUGACACUAUUACCUUAAAUCUGAUUUACUUUAAAAGAGGUCAUUAAACAGACUUUUAAUAAUU